Molecule: messenger RNA, 1382 nt
Organism: Zea mays
Lineage: Eukaryota; Viridiplantae; Streptophyta; Magnoliopsida; Poales; Poaceae
Exons: 6
Coding region: 87-1127 (346 amino acids)
Source: RefSeq, marked predicted
CUCUGUCGAAAGUUUCACCUCCGGUCGCUGGUUUCCUCCAAUCUCCGUGGUAGUUCAGCGCGAGCGGGCGGCGGGGUUUGAGCUCGAUGGUCACUUCCGGCGAACAAUCGGCUGGCGGCGGGUCUGCGGCGAGGGCGUCGAAGCUGCGGUACCCGCUGCGGUCGGCGAGCAAGGGGAAGGCGGCGGUCGUUUCCCCGGCGGCUGAUGCUCCUCCCACCAUCUCUGCUCCGCGACGGGCAAAACCAUCUUCAGAUGUCAGCAAGAGCAUGUGUUUAGACCUUUCUGUGAAGGAUAAUUCUGCCAAACCCCCACGGAGGCACUCAAUACAAACCAAGCCAGGAGCUAGCCCAAGGCCAACACCUUCUGGAACUGUGACUCCGGUGUCUGGGGUUCGGUCAAAGAGGUCGGAAAGCCAGGGGAGGUUUGAUACCCCGACAUCAGAAGUGUCCAUGUCCAUCUCAAGGCGCAAGUUCAGCACGCUUUCUUCAAUCUCGUACUGGAUGACACAGAUCAGGCUGGCAGAGGCUGCUUCCAAGCACUCGGUUUCUCUGGGCUUCUUUAAGCUUGCUCUUGAAUCAGAAUGUGAGCCUUUGGACCGGAUGAGGGAAGAACUCAAGUCCUACGUAGCACGGCAUGGCCUGGCGACAGAAUUGGAGGACCCAGUUAAGGACAUUCUCCAGGUUUAUGAUAUUUUGGAUGAUUUUGAGAAGCUGAAGAUCUCUGCAGAGCCCUCACAGCAACCAAAAAAGUCUGACAAGGCUGCUCGUACUGCCACAAAUGCGUCACCGAAUGGUAACCUGAAGCCAAGGUCACUGAACUCUGAUGCUACUGAAAGCAAGGAAGCUGUAAAGAAAGAGAGCAUUCAGAAAGUAAAUCCUGGUGCAAGGAUCAGAGGCUCCUGUAACAGGAAUCCAGUCAAAAACACCACCGCAAAGGAAGCAGUUGCCAAGAACACCGGUAAGGAAACCAAGAAAGGGGCCAAGGGUCAGCAGGAAGUUAGCGAGGCUCCGUCAGCCCUUCCAAAUCAGGAAUCUGCUGAUGUUGUGAAGGAGAUCACCCAUGAAGAUAAAGAGAACAUGGGCGAUAUUGAAAUGGCAGUGGAUGUUGCCGUAGCCCAAGAUAUCUAGAACAGCCGGACCAACUUCAGAUUCGAUCCCCUUUUUUUUCUAUCGCUGAAGAUGAAGUGUUAGCGUGUGGUUGCUUAUUUUGGUUUUCAAUUGUUAAUAUGUUAUUAGUAGAGCUUGUCUGUGUGAUUGCUGUCUGGCUGGACCUUGAACGGUCUUCAAGAGCGUGUCAUAAGUUGAUGAUUGCUUUCAUUCCUCUGUCAAGUUUGCGGCUUUGCAUGUGCUAAUCCGUGCAACUGAAUAUAGUUGAAUUUAUCU